GCUCAAACUCACAGCCCAAAAUCAAGAGUCUCGUGCUCUACUGAUUGAGCCAGAUAGGUGCCCCAGACUUUUGGUUUACAACAAAAAGGCCUGCCUGGAUAAUGAGAACCCUUUUUCUGGUUUGGUUCCAUCAAUACUUUGUCCCUUAAGUCAGGAAGUACCUUGAUAGUAAGAUACUGCUCUUUAAAGUUCUUUUGACCUUAGACAGUGUGCCUGGACACCCAGAACCUCCUGAGUUCAACACCAGAGGCAUCAAAGUGGUCUGCUUGUCCCUAAACACAACAUCUCUGAUUCAGCCUCUAGAUCAGCCUUUAGGACCUUUAAGGCUCAUCACACAUGAUACUCUAUAUAGAGAAUAUUUAAUGCUGUGGAAAAGAACCCUAAUAGAACAUCAUGAAAGUCUGGAAGGAUCACAUCAUUGAAGAUGCCAUUGUUGUUUAUAGAAAAAGCCAUGAAAACUAUCAAGCCUGAAACAGUAAAUUCCUGUGGGAAAAAAAAUGUGUCCAGAAGUUGCGCAUGACUUCAUAGAAUUUACAACAGAGCCAAUCAAGGAAAUCAUGAAAGACAUUGUAGAUAUGGCAAAAAAUGGUGGGGAGUGUGAAGGGUUUUAAGAUACGGAUCUUGGAGAAAUUGAAGAACUAAUAGAUGCUACACAAGAGGAGUUAACAGCUGAGUUGUUAACAGAAGAUAAACACAUCUGAACCAAUGCCAGAAAAUGAAGAUGUGGAAACAGUGCUGGAAAACAGAUUGACAUUAGACAGUUUGGUAGAAGCAUUCCAGUUAUUCAAGACUGCUUUUGACUUCUUAUAGGAUGUGGACCUUUCUAUGAUACAGGUACUGAAACUAAAGCAAAUGGUAGAAGAAGGAUUGGUAUUGUAUAGAAACAUUUUUAAAGAGAUGAGAAAACAAAAAUGUCAGGCAGAAAUUAGUGUAUUGCUGUAAAGUUACACCAAGUGUGCAUGCCUUUACUGCCUUCCCUUUCACCUUCACCUCUUCUGCUGUCCUUGAGACACCAAGACCAACCCCUCCUCUUCCUCCUCCUCAGCCUACUCAUUGUGAAGAGUGAAAACAAGGAUGAAGACAUUUAUGAUGACCCACUUCCAUUUAAUCAAUAGUAAAUAAUCAUCAUGGCAUACAGUUAAUAAACUUAUCUGUUGUAUGUUUGUCUUCCUGUGAAAAUCUAAUAACUUGUGGCAAGAACUGUAUGAGACAUUUUUCUUUCAUCAUCAUCAUCAUCAUUGCUUAAGUAUUCAUCGUAUAGAAAAUCAUGUACAAGACUUGUAUGGAAGUGGAUAGCUUAUCCUUACAUAGGCAUAAGGUGCUGUGUAAUGUGUUAAGAGGAUAUUUUAAGGAAUGAUUUUGUCAAAUUUUCAUGAGUUAUGGUGGCUGAAAGAUCAGUUCUAUCUUGUGGGAAAAGAAUUAAAUGGCAGCACAAAAGGAUAUCUAUAUUAAUAGAGUAUUUUAUUAAACUAAAAAGGUUAGAUAAGAACUUUAAACUAACAGUCUCAGCAAACAAGGAGAGAAACCUACUAGCUGUAAGACAUGUUUCAAAUGAAUCGAAGUCCAGUAACUGUAGACUUCAGAAGAAAAAAGUUUUCAAAAUCUUUGUCAAAACAGGUCAGUGAUAAAUAACUCCUCCAGUAAUAGGGCUAGGCCUGAAAACCAUAAUUAAUUGAAAAAUUAACAAAACAGUUUGAACCUGAAUUAAGUUUUUUUCAUAAAAAAUUAUAAAAAUAUCAAAUUAGAAUUAAAUUUUCCUCAGAUUUCUAUUGCCUUGCCCAAAAGUAAAGCAAAUAUCUUUUAGCCUUCAUACCAGCUUUUCUCAUGUCCUAGGGAUGACUGAAACCUUAUUUGAAGCAAACUAGUAUUUUUGUUGAAAAUGUACAUCAGCCUCAAAGUUGAUUUUUAAGACCUUCUCAGAAUAAUACUAGACAUUCAGCAUUCACACCUACCAGGACACAAACAUCCUCUCAAAUACUACUGAGAAAAGGAGGACCUUACUCAGGAAUGAUGUCCAUUCAGGAGAAAUCAAAAGAAAAUUCCUCCAGUGUUAUUAAAAAAAGUGAAGAUAAGAAUUUAGAAACACAAAUUCAAGGUUCUCAAACGAAUCUGGCAAAAAAAUCAGGCCCAAAGGAAACUAUCAAAUCACUGGUUAAAUCUUCUAGUGAGAGUAAAAUAAAUCAAUCUGAAUUAGGAACAUGCAUGAGUACAAGGUCAGCAAAAGCGGCAUCCAAUGAUAAAAAAGCUAGCAAGUCCAUUAAUAAAAAUAUGGUGACUGUGAAGGGACAUUCACAACAAGAAUCUACAAAAAAGAAAAAAUUACCUCAGAAAAAGUCAGUGCAUGGAACUCCUAAAUCAAAUGAACAGUUUAACCGGAGGUCACAGAGACUUCAACAGUUAACAGAAGUUUCAACAAGGUCUCUGCGUAAUAGAGAAAUUCAGGGUCAAGUUCAAGCAGCUAAACAGAGUUUGCCACCAAGAAAAGAGCACUGUAACAAUACUCAAAGUAAAUCUAAUAAAGUUAAAACAAGUCAAAAACAUGUGAAAAGAAAAGUACCGGAAAUAAAGUCUGACACUAAAGAGGAUGAAAAUCUAGUAAUUAAUGAAGUAAUAAAUUCCCCCAAAGGAAAAAAACGCAAAGUAGAGCAUCAGACAGCUUAUACUUGUAAUUCUCAGUGCAUAAAAGGAUCUGAAAAGUGUCUUCAGAAGAAUACUAGAAAAGAGGAAACAAAAUCUGUGCCUGUAACUUCUGAGAUAAAAAGAUCAAAAAUGGUUACUUCGGCAGUCUCUAAAAAGAAUGAGAUGAAGAAGUCAGUUCAUACGCAAGUGAAUACUAGUGCAAAAUCCCAAAAAAGUCCACAGCCAUCAGUGCCUGAACAAAGUGUAGAUAAUGAGCUGGAGCAAGCAGGAAAGAGCAAACGGGGUAGUAUUCUCCAGCUCUGUGAAGAAAUUGCUGGUGAAAUUGAGUCAGAUACUGUAGAGGUAAAAAAGGAAUCUUUACAAAUGGAAAGUGUAAAGGAGGAGAAGCCUACAGAAAUAAACUUGGAAGAGACUAAUAAUGAAAGACAAAUACUUCAUCAGAAGGAAACAAAUCAGGAUGUUCAAUGCAAUCGUUUCUUUCCCAGUAGAAAAACAAAGCCUGUGAAAUGUAUAUUAAAUGGAAUAAACAGCUCAACUAAAAAGAACUCCAACUGGACUAAAAUUAAACUCUCAAAAUUUAACUCUGUGCAGCAAAAUAAGUUGGACUCUCAAGUUCCCCCUAAAUUGGGCUUAAUACGAACCAGUUUUUCACUACCAGCCUUAGAAAUGCAUCAUCCAGCAACUCAAAGUACAGUUUUAGGGACAAAACCACAUGAUGACAAAAAUAUAGGUUGCCAGCAGGAAGAAACUAAAGAAAUUAAUUCUGAAGAAGUUAAAGUUAAUGAUGUUACAGUUGAAAAUAAUAAAACUACAAAAAGGGCUUCUGAAAAUUGUCAUUUGGAUAAUCAGAUAAAACCACCUCCUGACCCACCGUUGGAUAACCAGAUGAAAGAUUCUUUUGAAUCAACACCAGAUAAGAAUUUCAGUCUCUGUUUGGAAUCCAAGCUUCAAAACAAUCCCGUGGGAAAUACCUCUACUGUUUCAGCUUCACUCAAUCAAGCAAAAGUUGAUACAGGAGAGAAUAAAUUUCCAGGUUCAACUCCCAAACAACACACUGUACUCAGUAACCAAACAUCUAAGACCAGUGAUAACAGGGAGACACCACCAAAUCAUUCUUGGCCUAAGUGUAAUUCCCAUUUGGAGAUAACAAUUCCAAAGGACUUGAAACUAAAAGAAGCAGAGAAAGUUGAUGAAAAACAGUUGAUCAUAGAUGCAGGACAAAAAAGAUUUGGAGCAGUUUCCUGUAAUGUUUGUGGCAUGCUCUACACAGCUUCAAAUCCAGAAGAUGAAACACAGCAUCUGCUCUUCCACAACCAAUUUAUAAGUGCCGUAAAAUAUGUGGGUUGGAAAAAAGAAAGAAUUCUGGCUGAAUAUCCUGAUGGCAGGAUAAUAAUGGUUCUUCCUGAAGACCCAAAGUAUGCUCUGAAAAAGGUUGACGAGAUUAGAGAGAUGGUUGAUAAUGAUUUAGGUUUCCAACAGGCUCCACUAAUGUGCUAUUCCAGAACUAAAACACUUCUGUUUAUCUCUAAUGACAAAAAAGUAGUUGGUUGCCUAAUUGCGGAACAUAUCCAGUGGGGCUACAGAGUUAUAGAAGAGAAACUUCCAGUCAUCAGGUCAGAAGAAGAAAAAGUCAGAUUUGAAAGGCAGAAAGCCUGGUGCUGCUCAACAUUGCCAGAGCCUGCAAUCUGUGGGAUCAGUCGGAUAUGGGUAUUCAGCAUGAUGCGUCGGAAGAAAAUUGCCUCUCGCAUGAUUGAAUGCCUAAGGAGUAACUUUAUAUAUGGCUCAUAUUUGAGUAAAGAAGAAAUUGCUUUCUCAGAUCCCACUCCUGAUGGAAAACUCUUUGCAACACAGUACUGUGGCACUGGUCAGUUUCUGGUAUAUAAUUUUAUUAAUGGACAAAAUAACACUUAAAACAAAUUCUUGCCUCUUGCUUGCAGUACUAGAAGACAUCUACUGAAGAGAAUGGAUUGGUUGCUGACUUUAACCAGGAACUAGGGCCAUUUUUAUUACAAUGAACUCAGGACUGGCAACAACCAUAAGGUUGUUCCAUUUUCAUAAAAUUGGAAACAAUGCAGUAAUAGCUUAUUAUUGUUUUGUUUUUUAAAGAAGAUAUUUUAUUAUCUUUUACAGAAAUUUAUGAUUGAUGUAUUUUAUCUAUAGUUAUUUAGACAUGUUUACAUGCAGCAGAUAAUUGUUCAUAGUGGACUGAAAACUAAUGCAAGGACUAUGGUCUCAGUGAUAAGUAUAUUUUGAAGUUCUUAAUAUGGAAAUAUACCAGUGUAGCUUGGUACUGUAUUUUUUUAUAUUGAUCUGCUGAUACCAGUUAUAGUUUUAAAGAUUGUAUUUUUAAAGAGCGGAAAACAAUGUUUUUGAGUUACUAUUCAAGGAGGGUGCAAUAUUGCCUAUUUAGGAAUUCAAAGCUAAUUGUUAAAGGGUCUGAAAUACAUUUUGAAGGAACCCCUGCAAAAAAGCAAAGUUCCAAAUAAGCAGGAAGAAUUUGGAAUAUUGAGCAUUUUCUUCCAUUUCUUUCCUAUUCUCGAUGCAGGAGGAAGUGGAAGGUGGUAUAAAAUAGAGGCUUUCCUUCUUGGAGAGCUUUAUUGUAGUGACUAGAAUUAGAAAAUACCCUCUAAAGUUUAUUAUUCUUUCACUCUGGUUUUAUUUCUUAAAAUAAAUGUUAAUUGGGUACACUUAGGCUAGUAACAGAUCCCAAAGAGGUUUUAUAAAAACCUGUGGAAUAGUUGUAAGCUAACUAUGGAUGACUUGGUAUCUGCUUUGUUAUUCCUCAGAAAUACUACACUGAGUAUAUGCCUGCGUUACUGGACUUCAUUUUGAUACUUGUCUAUCCUUCAUAGUGCCCUCUACUUUAAAGGGUUUAUAUGUUGAAAAACUGCUGUGGCCUUUUAUGACCUUGUAUAUAAUGUAGAAUAAAAUAAUAAAAUACUUGAUAGCUUUUUCUAAGUGAUAAAUGUGAUGACA
Molecule: messenger RNA, 5616 nt
Organism: Lynx canadensis (Canada lynx)
Lineage: Eukaryota; Metazoa; Chordata; Mammalia; Carnivora; Felidae
Gene: ESCO1
Product: establishment of sister chromatid cohesion N-acetyltransferase 1
Exons: 11
Coding region: 2008-4551 (847 amino acids)
Biological process (GO): mitotic sister chromatid cohesion
Cellular component (GO): chromatin; nucleus
Molecular function (GO): protein-lysine-acetyltransferase activity
Source: RefSeq, a predicted model, not a curated record